This is a messenger RNA of Rhodofomes roseus, 1576 nucleotides long. RefSeq lists its product as uncharacterized. Bases 58 to 1410 code for a protein of 450 amino acids. Gene Ontology annotation, cellular component: Golgi membrane; intracellular membrane-bounded organelle. NCBI's taxonomy places the organism in Eukaryota, Fungi, Basidiomycota, Agaricomycetes, Polyporales, Fomitopsidaceae. Gene Ontology annotation, biological process: pyrimidine nucleotide-sugar transmembrane transport. Gene Ontology annotation, molecular function: pyrimidine nucleotide-sugar transmembrane transporter activity. The record is from RefSeq and is a predicted model, not a curated record. The transcript is spliced from 12 exons.
CACCUGCUGGCAGUGGCUGCCACCCCCGCCGCGCUCUCGCUCUUGCCUCCGCCCACCAUGCCGUCCCUCUAUGUGCCCAUCCUCGUCUCGGGCAUGCUCUUCACGGGCUCCAGCAACUCCCUCUGGAGCAAGUGGCAGGAUAUGCAAUGUGUCGAGAACUGCAACGACCCAAACCCUGCGCAUCAUGUCCUCUACGAGCAACCGGUCUGGCAGACGCUCCAAAUGUUCCUCGGAGAAAUGCUCUGUUUCCUGCCCGUAAUAUACGCGUGGUUCGCGUCUAGGCGCGCUCAAUCUCCCGUCCAGCUCCCUACCGAGGAAGACCAAGAACCAGCCCCCGGUUCCAAGGCCCAGAUCACGGCCGAGCAUCUCCAUGGCUGGAAGAUCCUCCUCCUGUGGUUCCCUGCAGCCUGCGACCUUACCGGUACCACGCUGAUGAACGUCGGUCUGCUGUACACACCGGUCUCGAUCUAUCAGAUGACCAGGGGCGCGCUCGUUCUCUUUGUUGGAGUCCUCUCCGUCAUCUUCUUGCGGCGCAGGCUGUGGCUUUACCAGUGGAUCUCUCUUGUCACCGUCAUGGCAGGAGUCUCGCUCGUGGGUUAUAGUGGGUCCAUGAUUAAGGAUGCGGUGAAGGAGGAGGGCUUCGCUGGUUUCGUGCGCACGGGUGCGCGUCUGUUCGAUGAUCUGCCUGCGCCCAAGCCUAUUGAGGAGCCCGAGAUUACGAAGGUCCUAGUCGGUGUCUUCUUCAUCCUCUUCGCGCAGGUGUUCACGGCGACCCAGUUCGUCAUCGAGGAGAAGAUCCUGGCGCGUUAUUCGGUCGCGCCGCUGGUCGCGGUCGGCUACGAGGGCCUCUUCGGUGCACUGACCAUCGUCCUCGCCAUGCCCCUGCUCGCGCACUACUCGCAGGUCUCGCCGUUCUUCGACCUCCCCCGGGGUUGGCACCAGAUGAUCGACACACCGUCCGUCCUCUGGAGCGGUGUAGUGAUUGCAUUCUCGAUCUCGCUGUUCAACUUUUUCGGCUUGAGCGUCACGCAGCAUGUGAGCGCGACGGUGAGGAGUCUGACGGACACUUGCAGGACACUCAGCAUUUGGGUCGUGAGCUUGGGCCUUGGCUGGGAGCGGCUCAUGUGGCCCAUCUCCGUGCUCCAGGUCGUCGGCUUCGGGCUGUUGGUAUACGGAACGUUCCUCUUCAACAGCCUCGUCAAGCCUCCCGCUUUCCUGCGCCCCGCGAUCGAGGUCGCGGCGGUGCCCGCGCUAUCCGCAGGGGAGGCGGAGGAGGCGCGGGGGCUGCUCGCUGAGGAUACUCUGGAUGAGACCGCCGCGCUGCCAGCGGACCUCGGGCAGAGCGGCUUCGAUGCGCUGCCUCCUCACGACCGCUCCUCGGGCUCGGAGGCCACGCCCGCUCGGCGGUAGGCCGGGGCCCCACCCCCCACCCUUCUCUCGCCUGUGCUGACUGGAACAUCCUGCAACGUGCUUAUUUAAUGUCGCUUCUGCGUGCUUUCCUGCUUGUCUCAGUGUCUUGUGUACAUGUGCUUUGGCUGUUAUUCGGAAAUGUGACACCGCCUUGUGCUGCUCAGAA